AUGUAUCACGUAUUUGGUGGCUCUCCCCAUGGAUUCGGGCACGAAGCCGUGGGCUACACCUCAAGUAUCGGAGAUUCUGUGACAUCUCUAUCCGUCGACGAAUAUUUUAUUGUCCCGGAUAACACGGACGAUGGCAAGUGGGAUCGUACUCACCCUCCGGCGUUGGUAACCCAACUUACGGCGGCCUGCAAGUCAGUCAUUCCCAUUCCCAUCAACUCCACCAACACCACCGUCAAGCUCGCCUAUCUCAUGAUAGCGGAUGUGUUCACAACCGGAUGGCAUGCACUUACAUACUCCGGAUUCCAAGCUGAAGACAUAUUUGCGAUCUUCGGCGCCGGUCCCGCUGGCCCCUUGUCCGCUUACUCUGCCAAGCUGCGCGGUGCUUCCAGAGUGUAUGUUGUUGAUCGCAUCGAUAGCCGGCUUGAGCAAGCCCAGUCUAUUGGUGCCACUCCCAUCAACUGCUCUCAGGAUGAUCCUGUCGGGGCAAUCCUUAGAUAUGAAUCGGAGGGCGUCACUCGCAGCGUUGACUAUGUAGUCUAG
Colletotrichum chrysophilum is the source of this 540-nucleotide messenger RNA. RefSeq lists its product as uncharacterized. The coding region runs from base 1 to 540 and encodes 179 amino acids. NCBI's taxonomy places the organism in Eukaryota, Fungi, Ascomycota, Sordariomycetes, Glomerellales, Glomerellaceae. The record is from RefSeq and is a predicted model, not a curated record. The transcript is spliced from 2 exons. Gene Ontology annotation, molecular function: oxidoreductase activity; zinc ion binding.